AUGUUCACAACAAGAGUUAAGCUCUUUUACCAAGAUUCAGUUUACAGCUUAGGAGGUUGCCCAAACACUUAUGACCAGCUAAUCUCAAGCAUCAGAGCAACAAUCCCUUCUCUUCUCCAAGCCAAUUCUAUGACAAUUACCUACCAAGACCGAGAUCACGACACAAUCACAUUAACCACAACAGAGUCUUUACAAGACGCUUAUAGCCAAACAGAAGGAGCUCUUCGACUAGAAAUAAAAACCACUCAAGCUCCUUCAAACCAAGUUUCUCGGAUUAUUUCAGAAGAAUCCAUCAAUCUCUGCUUAGGAUGACAAAAGCUUCGUUCCCUUUUUAGUAUCCAUGUUGAUGGGGAAUGCCGAGGAAUCGGAAUUUUAAUCAAUCUCAGAUUUGGAAUGACUACAUCAAAAAUACUUUCAUCUCAUGAAGAAGCAGCCCGUGCUUUGAUUUAUUUUGAAGACUCUAAUUUACCAUUAUAUGCUGAUCCUGAAGAAUUUUUCAUUAUAAGUGACCCAUUAUCAUUUUUUGCUUUUAAAUCUACAUAUCCUUUAGUUGAAGUACAAGAGCAUGAUAUUGAUGGAGAAAGACAUAUUACGAGUGGAGCUGUCGCAAUUACACUUGGACCUCCUCAUGACAGUGAUAUUUUUGUAUCUGUAAAAUGGGUUGAAUUAAAAGAAAGCUUGGGAGGCAGAUAUGUAUACCAAACACUUGAAAAAUGUGGGCUUGCUGGAAGUCCUUUAUUUGAUGAAAACUGGAAUUUGCUAGGGAUACAGCUUACUGGGAGCCAAACAAAUAAUGAAGCUUCAAGCUGCUAUGAAAUUGUGAGAUCUUUAAAAGCACUUGGAUACAAAAGGCAUGUAGUUUUAUUGAUACAGUCCAUGGAGCAUGUUAUUAGCCCAGAAAGCAAUUAUGUAAAAGUCCUACAGCAAACCCCAAAUAUUGAAGGUGAUAGAGUUUAUGGAUUUAACCAAAGAAGAGACAAAGUAGCUUCUUACAACACCAAAACAAGCGAAUUCGGAGAAAUAAAUUUCGUUGAAAAACUCAGUGAAGGCACUUCUCUUUGCACAAUUCCAAAUGGACUAAUGAUAAGCGGAGGACAAUCAUCAUUAAGAAAAGCGUGAAUUUGCUUCUUUCAAGGCGACUUGCAUUGGUUUGAAACUGACAUGCCACAAGGUCACCAAUGCCAUACAUCAAUUUUCUUCGAAAAUAAAGUUUAUUUAAUUGGAGGCAAAAAUUCAAGCCGACCUAUUAAAAACUGUGAAGCUUUAGAUUAUCAAAGCCUUUCAUGAGAAAAUCUUCCAGUCCUCCGUCAAGAACGAAGCUACCCUGCAUCAUGCGUUUAUCAAGAAAAAAUUUAUGUAUUUGGUGGCACGAGCGGGCUAGAAGAUCUUGACACGAUUGAAUAUUUUGACGGAUCCAGCUGAAAACUAUACGAAAUAAGAAUGCCAUGCAGGCUCUUUGGUGCAGGAAUUUUACACAUUGAGGACAACAUUUUUCUAAUAUUUGGCGGAAAAAGCGAAAACACAAGAUUUAAUGUCAAAUUGUUUUUCGUCAACUUUGAAACAGAAAAGUUUGAGGUAGACAGCGCUGAAAAGAAGCUAGGAGUUUGUAGCACAAUGCCAAGCUUUGUAGGAGACGAAGCUGCUUAUAUAUUUAACAAUGAAGGUGAAGUCAUAAAAUACUGUAAACACACAAGACAGAUAUACAGAGAAAAGAAAAACCUUAAUUGCAUGUUUGAUUAA
Molecule: messenger RNA, 1740 nt
Organism: Blepharisma stoltei
Lineage: Eukaryota; Ciliophora; Heterotrichea; Heterotrichida; Blepharismidae
Source: the annotation of a GenBank genome assembly